Molecule: messenger RNA, 507 nt
Organism: Rotaria sordida
Lineage: Eukaryota; Metazoa; Rotifera; Eurotatoria; Philodinida; Philodinidae
Source: the annotation of a GenBank genome assembly
AUGACACCAUUAGACUUUCCACGAGUGGAUUUUACCGAUAGCGAACACAUUAAUUUACUUCUAACAUCUGCAUCAUUUUGGCACCAAGUACAAGGUGAAAAAAUACUGUAUUUUCAAACCGAUUCAGCUAUCUGUUCGAAUUCAUCAUAUAAAUUAACAGAUUUCUUACAGUAUGAUUUCAUUGGUGUGCCAUGGCAUCGUGGUGGUUCCUAUAAUGGUGGAUUUUCAUUACGAAGUCGAAAAAAACUACUUCAUUUGUUGGAAAGUAAUCGUGCUCGUUAUCGAUUGCAUGAAACAAAUGAAGAUGUUUGGCUAAGUCGUAAUUUACCUCAUGUAAAUGCUCGUAUUGCUUCGACUCAUGUUGCAAACAAAUUCUCAGUAGAAAGUAUUUAUCAUCCUCGACCAUUUGCUGUUCACAAGCCAUAUUUUAAAGUAUUAAGUCCAGUUAAUAUGAAACUUCUAUGUAAUGAUUGUCCAGAAGUUAGAACUAUUUCUUCUUAUUGUUGA